AUUGCAAUCGAUGUCACAAAACAAUUUGUAUAUACAUUUUUGAAUGAGAAACUAAAUUUGCACUGUAAGCUUUCACCUAAAGCACAGUAAAAUUAAAAAGAAAAAAAGGCCAGAUUGGGCUGCUGGCAGAGUUGGUGUGCAGGCUAGGUCCUUGCUGCUCUCUUGAUUUAUUCCCCACUGCCUGGUGUGGGCUAGUCCUCAGAAGGGACUUCUGUGUGCCUCUGAGUGUUGCAUCUACUUUCAGAAUUUGGAUUUUGGGAAGAGUCUGGCUGAAUUAUGGAGGAAGUUGCAGUUGAAGGGUGGGUUGCUGUACGUUCUAUAAAAAAGCUCACUUUUGUGUGCUGGACUUCAGAAGGUCCUCUCGGCCCUCUCAUAACUAUCACACAGUCAAUAAAUACUCUUUCAGUUCUACAAUCCAGAGCAGGUUAUUUUUACAUCGUAUUCUACCAGAGCUGAGGGGUGACAGGUGGGGCUGGGCUGGAUUAAAUAUUAAUGCAGCCGUCUUCACUGCCCGGAGGAACAAGUGCCCCAGAGCUAAGCUACAGAGCUACCUGCUGGCUCCAGGUUGAGGAGGUGGUGGCCGGUAGACAUGGCUCAAUUUGCCCAGGUCCUAGCUGAGAUAGGCAGCUUUGGUCGCUUCCAGAUAUAGCCGCUGAUACUGCUGAGUGUCCCCAACUUGAUAGCUGCCUUCUUCAUGUUUGCCCAGGUUUUGGUGGUCCUAGACGAGGCCCACCAUUGGUCAGUGGACUGGGUCAAGAACCACACUCUCAACCUAAGUGCCACUGAACAGCUGAGCCUCAGCGUGCCUCUGGAUGCUGAUGGCAACCCCGAGUCCUGCCUCAUGUUCUGGCCGCCCCCCGACAGCACCAGCCUUGAGGACAUCCUGAGCCACUGCUUCAAUGAGACACAGCCUUGUGACGCUGGCUGGCACUAUCCUGACAACAAGCCCCUGUCCCUACUGAACGAGUUUGACCUGGUUUGUGACCGGAAGCACCUGAAGGAGACCUCGCAGUCAGUGUCCAUGGCUGGGCUGCUCGUUGGCUCUCUCAUCGUUGGGCCCAUCUGUGACUGGAUUGGCCACAAGGUCCUGGUGCAGCUGCUGCUCUUCGCCGUCAUCAGCCUGUCCACAGCCUUCAUGCCCACCUUUGAGCUCUACACAGCCCUGCACUUUGCUGUGGCCACCGCUGUCACUGGGUACACCUCCAGUAAUGUCACCCUACUUACAGAGUGGAUAGGACCCUCAUGGAGGAUCCAGGCUGUGUUCCCGGCCCGGUGUGCCUUUUCGGCUGCCGGGCAGAUGGUACUAGCAGGACUUGCCUAUGGCAUCUGCAACUGGCAGCUGUUCCAGAUUAUUGGCUCGGCGCCUGUCCUGCUACUUUUCUUCUACUUCUGGGUUCUGCCAGAAUCUGCACGGUGGCUUCUCACCUGGGGGAGGGUAGAGGAGGCCAAACAAGUGAUCCAGAAGGCAGCUUGAGUCAACAAGCAGAAACUGUCACCAGAGCUCCUGAACCAGCUGGAUCCAGAGAAGAAAGACCCCUCAGGGAAUGCCCUGGACUUGUUCCGGCACCCCCAGCUCAGGAAGGUGACCCUAAUUCUCUUCUGCAUUUGGUUUGUGGACAGUCUGGUGUAUUUUGGCAUGGGCCUCAAAGUGGGGGACUGCGUGGACAUCUACCUGACACAGCUAAUCUUUGGAGCAGUUGAGGUGCCCGCUCGCUAUUCCAGCGUCUUCAUGAUGCAGAAGUCGGGCCGCAAGUGGAGCCAGCUGGGGACUCUAGUUCUGGGUGGCCUCAUGUGUAUCAUCAUCAUCUUCAUCCCAGCAGAUCUGCCCGUGGUGGUCACUGUGCUGGCCGUAAUGGGGAAGUUUGCCACCGCUGCUGGAUUUACCAUCUCCUACAUGUCCUCUGCUGAGCUCUUCCCCACCAUCAUCCGGCAGACAGGCAUGGGGCUGGUGGCCAUCUUCUCAAGGAUUGGGGGUAUCAUCACACUACUCGUGAUCCUGCUGGAAGAAUACUAUGCGGCCCUCCCUAUGAUCAUCUAUGGCAGUCUCCCCAGUGCAGGCUUGCUGUGUGUCCUGCUACCAGAGACACGUGGCCAGACCCGGAAGGACACCGUUGAGGACCUGGAGCAGGGGUCCCAUGACGGUCCCCGAAGCCAGCGCCCUCAGAAAAAGAAACAGAUGCCACAGAAGAGCUUCCAGCCUAAGGGGGUGACUGCCGUGAGCAGCACUUCUGAUUGUAGCCAGACAUCAGCAGCAGGGGACCUGCCUAAAUAUUCCCCUGGAUAUGGCCGGGACCUGUGAGGACCCAGGGACAAGGCCAGGCUUGCUUAUGGAGGCAGGACACCAUGAACCCCACCCCCACUGCUAAGCCCAAAUCCAGAACCAUCUGGGACAGGACACCCCCUACCCCUUCACCUUUCUCAUCUCCAGAACCCCGGUCAGGCAUCCCAUCUCCAAUACCCUGGGUUAGGGUCUGGGUUGUGUCUUAGGCUUAAAUUGUUCUCUGCUAAUCUUGUAGGGGUAUGGCUCCCCUGAUCCUUUCAGUCUGGAGCCUUCCUACCCCAAGUAUGUGGGAACAGAAUGCCUUUCCAAGUAUGUGGGAACAGAAGGAGGAUACAUUUGAAGUUGUGGACUCUGUUGAGGCAGGUGGAUGAAAAGGCUGUGGAUGAAGAGAAGAUUGUGAUGUCUUCUAGUGCCUGGACAAGGCCUCUCUGGCUAAGAUGGGGCCCCACAGGACAUUUGAUACUACUGAGAGAAAACUCCACAUCCACUCCAAACCAAAGCUUCAGUCUUGCAUUCUGUUCAAAGACCCUCCACCCCCUUGGCCCCAGCUCGGCUCGUGCCUAACCUCUGUGUGGCUCAGGGACCAGCAGUGGGGAAGGAGGGAGAAGGGGUUUGUUCUAUUCCUUGCUCACUGCCCUCCCUCAAGCUCUGCUGCUUCUGGCUCCCCAAGGGCCCACACAAAACAAGGGAAAAGGACAGAGGUCUUCACUUAGCUGCUGCUGUUGGUAGCUCUUUCCAGGUUUAUACUGCAGAUCAUCAGUCCAUUAUGGCAGGUUUCCAAAAGCUGGCUUUUCCACGGGGGCAUGCUUGUGGGUUUUCAGAGAUCUUCUCAAGACCUCUGUGUUUUUUUAAAUAUAAGCAGUGUACUCACGGCAGAACUCUUGGGACCCCUCUUCAGCUUCUGCCCCCAACAUUGCUCCCCAUAUAGUCUCUCCUACUGCUGGCAUUCCCUUACCUUAGAAGACAGCCUGUGGGGUGAGGUCCCAUCAAGCUACCAGAAGCCUACAAGAACACCAUAAGUCUUUGCCCCACCCAAUAGUGGAAAAAGCUUACCAACCACUGCUCCCACUCUUUGCCCUGUCCUCAAUGGCAUCUCCAGCCAACCUCCCACCAGGAAGUGAGAUUCCAGUCUCCCCUUCUCACAGGUACCCCUACUCCCUCCCUUGUGCUCACCUUCUCUUAUGCAGCCUGGAAGGGGUGGUGGGUUCUGGACCUGUUUUGCUGUCUUUGUAAAUCCAGCAUAGGAUGCAUCCAGCACGUUGCUUUCAAAUGCGUAUUAUCCAUGGUUCUCAGUUUUAGAGUGAUGGGCAAAUGUUUUUAGUUAGCUUCCAGCUGCAUACUCUUUCACAGACUCCCAAGCUAAACUCUCCCCUGGGGACUCUUGAAAGUCUUUGUUGGCACAGUGUAGCACCCAGGCACUAGAAGGAACCGCAGUUGGAUUUGGGGGCCAUGCUAGCAGUGGACUCAUUACUCAGUGUUUAUGGUUAGUUUUGUGGAGGCUAAUGCAGGACUCAGAUUGUAGGCCUUGGGGCAGGAGCUGUACCUCCUCUGGGCCUCAGCCUCCGCAUUUUAGGAUAAAUGAUUUCAUAGGUCCCGAUAGCACCAGUUGUUGGGGAGUCUAGUACUGGGUGCCCUAACCGGCUGUGAAAGGCAAAGACGUCCAGCAGUCUGCCCCCGAAGGUCCUAACACCCCCUGUCUUAGUUUUCUAGUGCUGCAAUAACAGAAACACCACAAGUGGAUGGCUUUAACAAACAGAAGUUUAUU
Trichechus manatus latirostris (Florida manatee) is the source of this 4046-nucleotide messenger RNA. It is a transcript of the gene SLC22A13, whose product is annotated as solute carrier family 22 member 13. NCBI's taxonomy places the organism in Eukaryota, Metazoa, Chordata, Mammalia, Sirenia, Trichechidae. Gene Ontology annotation, cellular component: membrane. Gene Ontology annotation, molecular function: transmembrane transporter activity. The record is from RefSeq and is a predicted model, not a curated record. Gene Ontology annotation, biological process: transmembrane transport.